UUGAGGACUCCAGAAAUGGACAGUCUGCUACUGAAGCGUAAUAAGUUCCUGUACCACUACAAGAACCUCCGCUGGGCACGAGGCCGGCACGAAACUUACCUGUGUUACAUCGUCAAGCGCCGGUACAGCUCGGUUUCCUGCGCCAUGGAUUUCGGCUACCUGCGCAAUCGGAGUAAUUGCCACGCAGAGAUCCUGUUCCUGCGCUACCUGUCCAUGUGGUUGGGGCAUGAUCCAAACAGGGCGUUCCGGGUCACCUGGUUCAGCUCAUGGAGCCCGUGCUGGGACUGUGCUCGUCGCACCGUUGAGUUCCUGCUCAACCAUCCCAACCUGACCCUCCGCAUCUUCAGCGCCAGGCUGUACUUCUGCGAGGAGCGAAACGCGGAGCCGGAGGGACUGCGUAGGCUGCAGAGAGCAGGCGUACGAAUGGCGGUCAUGAGUUACAAAGACUACUUUUACUGUUGGAACACUUUUGUGGAGACUCGAGAGCAAAGGUUCGAGGCUUGGGAUGGACUGCAUCAGAAUUCAGUGCGGCUCUCGAGAAAACUGAGGCGUAUCUUAGAGCCUCCAUAUGACAUGGAAGACUUACAUGAAGCAUUUGAUCUUCUGGGACUUUAGGGGAUGUCUCAGCAAAUCAAAAUGAAAAAUUUUACUGAGUUCCAGUUCAAAACUGGCAAAUCGC
Bufo bufo (common toad) is the source of this 679-nucleotide messenger RNA. RefSeq names its product single-stranded DNA cytosine deaminase-like. Gene Ontology annotation, cellular component: cytoplasm; nucleus. The transcript has 4 exons. The record is from RefSeq and is a predicted model, not a curated record. Gene Ontology annotation, molecular function: RNA binding; cytidine deaminase activity. Gene Ontology annotation, biological process: cytidine to uridine editing. Bases 16 to 615 code for a protein of 199 amino acids. Lineage: Eukaryota; Metazoa; Chordata; Amphibia; Anura; Bufonidae.